Molecule: messenger RNA, 4644 nt
Organism: Dreissena polymorpha
Lineage: Eukaryota; Metazoa; Mollusca; Bivalvia; Myida; Dreissenidae
Product: TBC1 domain family member 9-like
Exons: 27
Coding region: 123-4001 (1292 amino acids)
Molecular function (GO): calcium ion binding
Source: RefSeq, a predicted model, not a curated record
ACACUAUUUGUUCACGUGACCGGACAAAAUGGAGGAUAUAUUUUUGCGGAAGUCCGUCAGCAAAAUAAUAAAAUACUUAAAGUGAUUAGGCCUAGAUAUUUGCGUCUUAUAUUAACACCAAAAUGUGGGUAAAACCUGAAGAGGUACUACUCACAACCGCGUUAUGGGUUACAGAGAGAGCCAAUCCAUAUUUCCUGUUACAACGUAGGAAGGGUUAUGGAGGUGGAGGGCUCACAGGUCUGCUGGUUGGAACACUGGACACUGUCCUUGAUAACAAGACUCCACCUUACAGAAUUCUUCACAAAACACAAGAGUCAGAAGUUAGUUAUUCUGUGUCAGUAGCAAACAAUAAGACUGACAUCACAAGAGACUGGGAAUGGAUAGAACAGAACCUCAUGCAAACACUUGGUGCAUUUGAAGAUGAGGAUCAGGCUACAGAAUUUGUGCGGUGUAAGAUCGAGAGCAUGAUUGCCAACAAGACAGAGAAUGUGGUAGAGGAUGAGGAAACAAAGAGCUUUAAAUCGGCCACCCGAAAAUUCAUGAAAUUGUUCAAUAUGCCUCCUGAGGAAAAGCUAGUCAACCACUACUCCUGUAGUUACUGGAAGGGCAAGGUCCCCAGACAGGGAUGGAUGUACCUGAGUGUGAACCACAUGUGCUUCUACUCCUUCUUGCUGGGCAAGGAGGCCAAGGUCAUCGUCCGAUGGACCGAUAUCAUGAAACUUGAGAGAGGCAACAACAUGAUACUUCCAGAAAGUAUUAGGGUUUCAACUCGUGAUUGUGAGUAUGUGUUCUCGAUGUUCAUGCAAAUCGGAGAGACGUAUAGGCUGAUGGAGCAGCUGGCCAACAUGGCCAUGAGGCAGCUGAUGUUGGAGGGAGGUUUCGAGGAGGACAAGACCAUCCUAGACAGAACUAAGAAAAAGACUCCCAAGAAGAUGUCAAUGAUAAAGCGAGAUCUUGAUGCACGGGCUCGAAGUGAUGCUUAUAGGCUUGCAUUCAGUCUGCCUGUAGAAGAGAAGCUUGAUGGAGACACAGACUGUGUGAUGUUAACGCCUUACAACAAGCAGUAUGUGUGGGGGAGAUUGUAUAUCUCACAGAACUAUGUCUGCUUUGCUAGCAGGGUUCGAGGCCUAGUUACCAUGAUAAUACCUCUACGGGAUGUGAACACUGUGGAGAAAUCAGAACCGUUCCCACCUGGACCUGUACAGUCUACAGCCAUUGUGGUCACAACAAAAAGCAAGAUGAAUGUGAUGUUCUCACAGCUGGGUCAGCGUGACCUGAUCGUGGAGAAGAUCUCGGACUGUCUCUCACGGCAACCCGGCCACACCCCUCCAGGCAGGCUGGUCUCCAUGGUUUCUGUGACAGAAACUGGUGAGGAAGUUCAGUUCCAGCCAGCUCUGGUCAGUCUAUUUUGUCGACGGGGGUCGGAUGAACUUACAGCGAAAGAAACCAUCAAGGAACAUUUAUGGGAUGUGUACUUCACAGAAUAUGGCAGAGGCAUGGUGAUGUACCGCACGCACAAGACCAAUGAGCUCAUGCUGAAGGGUCUGCCAGAGAAGUACAGGGGGGAAAUGUGGAUGCUUUUCUCAGGAGCUCUCAAUGAGCUGAACACCAAUCCUGGUUACUAUGCAAACCUGGUUGCCCAAAGCUCUGGAAAAUACACAAUGGCAACCGAGGAGAUUGAAAGGGAUUUACACAGGUCUCUUCCGGAGCAUCCUGCCUUUCAGUCUGACCUUGGAAUAGGGGCCCUACGAAGGGUUCUCACCGCUUAUGCUUGGAGGAAUCCCACUAUAGGUUACUGUCAGGCUAUGAACAUAGUGACCAGUGUGCUGCUGCUGUAUACCAGUGAGGAGGAGGCGUUCUGGUUGUUGGUCGCGCUCUGUGAGAGGAUGCUGCCAGACUACUACAACACCCGGGUUGUAGGGGCACUCAUAGACCAGGGGGUGUUUGAGGAACUGAUCAAGGAGUACCUGCCAGACCUGCAUGUGAAGCUCGAGACCCUCGGACUGCUCAGCAUGAUCAGCCUCGCCUGGUUCCUCACCAUCUUCCUGAGUGUGAUGCCCUUUAACUGUGCAGUAAACAUUCUUGAUUGCUUCUUCUAUGAUGGGGCAAAGGUUAUUUUCCAAGUAGCGUUGACCAUCCUGGAGACCAAUCGCGAGGGUCUGAUGCAAUGUAAGGACGACGCUGAGGCCAUGCCUAUACUGAGUGUGUACCUAGAGAACGUGUCCAACCGGGACACCACCAUGCCUACGCUGAAGCACACCAGCCUCAUGAGCUCCAACAUCACUGCUAAACUGCCGUCGGUUGAUGUCAGUGACCUCAUAGAGGAGAGUUAUCGCAAGUUUGGCACCCUGUCCAACCAACACAUCGAGAACCUGCGACUGAAGUUCCGCCUGCGGGUGGUGCAGAAUAUAGAGGACCACACGAUGAAGAACAUCCUGCGCAGCGUGUCUGAGGUCUCUGUCAUCAAGGGCAGGGAAUUGGAGGACCUCUACAUGCUCUUCAAGGAGGAGUACCUGACCUCGUGUUACUGGCGCACCAGCCAGCAGCCCACCGACACUCCAGACAAGUACGACUCCUCCCGUCCUUACUACGAGCUGUACAAGGUGGACUUUGACCAGUUCAAAACCAUGUUCCUUUCCCUUUCUCCUUGGGCUAGGGGUCAAAGGGCAGGCACAAUGGCUCUCAGGGCAUUCAGGUACAUCGACACAAAUGACGACAACAUGGUGAACUUUAAGGAGUUUGUGGACCUGUUGGGCCGGAUGUGCAAGGGAGACUACACACACCGCCUGCGCCUGCUGUAUGAGCUGCACCAGCCCCCGUGUCUGAGGGACACUGACACUGACGAGGAUGAGGUCCAGUCUCCCACUAAAUCUGAUGCAACAGAGAGUGCUUGUGAAGCCACAGACUUUUUUGAUGAGGAGAUGUCUACUCCAACAACAGAAAACCUCGAUGACAUUGAGUUACCCAGUGUCCCCUCAUACCCGGAGCUGGGGGAGGAUGAGGACUUGAACCUUAUAGACAAGCUGAUAGCAACACCGCCCCAGGACAUACCAGGGGAGGCGAGUCAGGCAGGCCAUGGGGUCCCAGUUACCUCCCCUCUCCAGUCUCACAGUGUGGUCUCAAGCCUCACUGACUCUGAUCCUCCCAGUCCCAUAGAGAGGGCAGUGCCUGCAGGGGCAAGUAGGCAGGGGAUGGAGGGGGAGGUGAAGAGUGAGGAAAGUCAGCCUGUCCCUAUAGCAGGUUCUGGGGGCAUUUCAGGGAGUCAGCAGGUGUCCCAGAGCCCAAUGGGUGUGUUCCACGUAAGGAGAAACCUCAUUCGGGAGAGGUCUGGCAGCAAGGAAGAAUUCCGCAACAUUCCCAGGCUCAGUCAGACCCAGUUUAUUCAAAUGUGGAAGACGCUCUAUGACAUGUUCCGAGGUGAUCCAAAAGAACAGGAGCUGUAUCAUGGUAUUGCCACUGUAGGAACUCUUCUACUAGAAAUAGGGGAGGUAGGAAAGAAGUUUUACCUUCAAAAAGAAGAGCUUGCCUCCUCACUCACUGAUAGUAUGAAGACACCAGACUCAGAUGUUUCACUAGCAGAUGAAUUAAGUUUGGCAAAAGGGGGUGAAGAAAACAAUGAUGAUGUUGCUGACGGCAGGACUGAUAGCAUUGGAAAGAGACUUGAAAAUAUUGGCAUCCAAAGUGAUGGAAAAAUCGAAAACUUGUCUGGCAAAGAUCCAGAAUCUUUAGUAUCAGAUUUGAUGUCAAUCGUUUCAGAGAAUAGUCAAAAAGAUGUUGGGCCCAUUUUAGGAAGUCAAAGGACAACGUCUGUAUCAUCCACAAAGGUUGAUGCUGAUUGGUCUAUUUCUUUUGAACAGUUCUUAGCCUCCAUGUUGACUGAGCCUGCUCUGGUGCAAUUCUUUGAGUCCACGGUGGAUUUGCAGGAAGCGGUCAACAGAACUAGGCACCGUCGGCUACUUAUGAGGCAGGCUAGUGCUCCCUUCUCGCCAGUUCAGAAGUAAAACUGUGUACCGGCACUGGAAAUGUGGAAUUUCCGCUGAAAUCUUUUCCUAGUAUGAUAACAUGCUUAAACACACGGUUUCUUAAACAAAAGUUAUUGAUAUUACGUUUUUUUUAGACUAUAUCAAGAGUUUGUAGUCUUCAGUAGUAAUUAAUGAAUUUACAUAUCUUUUUAAAUCGUAACAAAUUAAGGUUUGAAUCUGUGCUGUCAGUAUUUUCUCUCCUGAUUAAGUUUAGAAGUCUUCCAUCAUAUAAGAAGUUAAUUUUCCCUUUUUCUUGAUUUGGUAUCAAAUUAUAUAACUUUCUAAUAUACAUAAUUUGUAUCAUCUCAUUUCUACUACAUAAAAAACAAUACAAAAGAACUGGCUGGUAUAUUUUAUUUUGGUCUACUCUUGGUUUUAGUUUAAGUGUAAGUUUGUUAAAUAAAAAAUUAUUUCUUAAAAAGAAAUCAAUUUGAAAAACUUGUGGUGAAGCUUUUUGUUUCGUUUAAUAUUUAUCUAAGUGCAAUUUGCAUAUAUGUUGUAAAUGUAAAUGUCAUGGCAUUAUUUAAAACCAUGUGCAAUUUAUUUGAUAUUGUUUCUUGUACAAUUUGAACUUAUUUUGUAUAGUGAAAAACAUUUAAAAAAAAUAAAAGCUAUUCAUUAA